AUGUUGUCUGCACCUGAGUAUAUCAUGGGAACCCAGGGCUUUGCUGGCGCCUGGACUGACAGCAAUGUUUCCGAGCUCGUCGUACGUCUUGACGAAGCUGAAAUCAAGCACUAUGAUACCGCUCAGCUUUAUCCGAUCACCAACCCGGGAGGCUCUGAACGACUUCUGAGGAGCAUCAAGCGACCGGACUUUGUGAUCGAUACCAAGAUUCUCUUUCGCCCCGAGGCGUUGUCGAAGCAAAAAAUUGACGAAUCAAUUCGCAGCAGUCUUGAGAACCUCGGACUGACCAAGGUCAACACACUCUACGCGCAUGCCCCCGACAAGCUUACUUCGAUCGCCGAUCAAGCUUUGAACUUUAACCAACUGCACAAAGCGGGGUACUUUGAUAAGUUGGGACUCUGCAACUACUCCCCCGCCCAACUGACCGAGUGGAUUGAGAUCGCGACCGAGAAAAACUACAUUCAACCUUCCGUCUACCAGGGCCAGUAUAACAUUUUCUGUCGCCAGUAUGAGAAAGAGCUCUUUCCUUUGCUUCGGAAGCACGGAAUUACAUUCAUCGCCAACUCCCCCUUGGCUGGUGGCUUCGCGACCGGUAAGCUCACCUUCGCCAAGGAUGCUGAGCAGCUGAAGGGGACUCGAUUUGAGCAAUCCGAUGGCAACAUGAUGGGAUACCUAUACCGAAUGUGGUACGAUAAGCCCGUAUUCAACGAUGCGGUGCAACAACUUGUAACUGCGGUGGAUGGGGAUCGUGAUGGCUUGGCGCAGGUAUCCAUGCGGUGGCUUCUGUUCCACUCUGGUCUCAAGAGCUCGGAUAAAGUGGCUAUCGGUCCAACCAAAGUAUCUCAGUUGGAGGAUUAUCUGACUGCCCGUCAAGUUGGUCCUUUGCCAAAGGAUUUAGCAGCCACGAUCGACCUUCUGUACGAGCCAAUGCGUGAAGAGGCUGCACCACUGGUGGAAGUUGGCUGGUGGUCGAUGUAG
Molecule: messenger RNA, 978 nt
Organism: Penicillium verhagenii
Lineage: Eukaryota; Fungi; Ascomycota; Eurotiomycetes; Eurotiales; Aspergillaceae
Product: Aldo/keto reductase
Exons: 2
Coding region: 1-978 (325 amino acids)
Cellular component (GO): cytosol
Source: RefSeq, a predicted model, not a curated record